Molecule: messenger RNA, 330 nt
Organism: Helobdella robusta
Lineage: Eukaryota; Metazoa; Annelida; Clitellata; Rhynchobdellida; Glossiphoniidae
Exons: 2
Molecular function (GO): protein binding
Source: RefSeq, a predicted model, not a curated record
GGGUGCUACGAUGCGGUCGGCUACCUGCUGACCGUUGGAUGUGAUGUGAAUCGAAGCGAUCAUAAGUUGAGGACGCCGCUACAUCAUGCAGUCAGGAGAUCUGAUUACACGAUGGCCAAACUGUUGAUAUCGAAGGGAGCACUAUCAAACUAUUCGGACGCUGCCGGCAACACGCCACUGCACAUCUCCACUCUGCACGGUCACUCACAGCUGGUCAGUUUGUUAGUCAGGUCUGGCUCGGACGUGUACAGGCGAGGCCACUUCGGAGCGACAGCACUGCACAUGGCGGCCAGGGAGGGUCAUGAUCAUCUGGUGGACGCUUUUUGUGGG